AGCCAGGUCAAGCUGCAAGAGCAGAGCACUUAGGACAGGGCUGAGCCUGGGGGUCUGUCCUGGGAUAGCUUGGGAGACCGAGUGCGGACCACGGUGAGGUACCAUGAGCACAGGGGGCCCCAGCCUUGCCAGCCCGGCAGCCAGCAGCCCUCCAGCCUUCCUCACAGCUCCGGGCAGCCCCGGCACUCGAGCCGAGGUGGCCGCCGACCCCAUCCCCGCUCUCGUCGCCCUGGCCUGCAUCUUCCUCCUGCUGGCCUCCUGUCUGCUCUUCAUGAUGCUCUGCAAGCCCGCUGCUCUGGACCCCGGGCGCCGCCGGGCCCGGGAAUGCAUGCCGCACCACCCCACGAGCCCCAGCGAGCCCAGGCUGCGGCUCUGGAAGCGCCUGGGCUCCCUGCGCCACUCCCUGCGCAGCUUCCACAGAGGCCGGCCCUCGGCCCCCCGACGGCCCCCCGCGCGGGGCUGGGAAGAUGCAGGAGGCGACUGUGACUGCACAGAAGCCACCAACAUGUGACGAGGUGUCCAAACUGAACGUAGGCCCACCCCAGCUCCCCCUGCCUCUGGCACAGCUUGGCGCCACAGGCUGCAGGACCACCGCCCGGUCACUCUGGGCCCCAUGUCACGCCCCUCCUUCCCUCUGAGCCUAGUGUCGCCUCCUGGGAGUCCCUGAAGACCCCUGCUGCUGUUUGCUAGCAGACCCCUGGGCCAGAAGGUCCUCACGUCCCCAGGCCAAGGCCGAACACUGCCUGCUUCUCAGAUUUGGAAACUGGCCAGAAGAAGGGACUUAGCUCCUGGGCCAGAGUCAGCUGGCCUCAGGGUCCCCCAUGAUGAGGCUGCCUCGCCCCACUCUGCUGUGACCCAGAGCCAACCCUAUUAAGGACUGAGCUCCAGCCUUGACAUUCCCUAGUGCCCAGUGCAGAGACUCGCUCCCCAGCCUGCAGCAUGCUCUGGGGUGCUGCCUACGGUUUAUCUUUCUAGCCUCUUCCUGAGCAGAGCGACUGCAGGCAACUGAAUGACCUGUCCCCCCUGUCGGUGGCCUCUCCUUCACUGCGACCCCCUUCCACGAAGUCCUCUUGUCCUUCCGGUGGAACUGAGCUUCUGUCGCAGGCACCACGAGGCCUGGAGCUCGGGGUCUCCCGCGAGUGUGGGGGAGGGCAGCAGUGUGCGGGUGUCUGUCUGUUUUAUCUCACAAGCCCGGGAGCUGCAGAGAGCCGGUCUCCCCUGGGGCACCCCUAAAGGAAGGCUGCUCUCCAAGCAGACCCUGGAGUGGAGACCGCUGUGCGGCAGGGUGACCUCAGAGAGGGAGGGCAGCUUUGCAGGACACUUCCAAGGCCGGGGGGCCGGGGACGCCCUGAGACCCUGACCUUCUGAGCAGAAGCAGAGCCGUGGUUACUCAAGAGGUCCACGGUGUCAGCCUGUGUGCCGCGGGGCCCAGAAGCAGGGCUCUGACCCUCUUUUGGUUGCUCACCCACCGUUGUCCCCCUGGCCCGCAGGCUGCUUGUCUGCAGAGGUCUGAAGAAGGAGUGGCUACGGCCCGGAGGGACUGUCCAUCGCCUGCUGGCUUGCUACUUUGGGUGGACUUCUCGGGAAGCGUAUCAGUGGACUGGGAUGGGAGAUAGAUACUAGGCUGGAGUGGGGCCCUAUUACGUCUUGGUGGGAGGCUGUUAAGUCCUGCUCCCCAGCAGAGGCCAGAGGGAGGGAGCCUCCUUCUAGAGCUAGCCCCCGAUUCCUGCCUGUCUCUGAGCUUUCCUCGACUCGACUGCGAAUCAGCUUCCUGUUCCCAGAGCCCCUCUCUUGUCCCUCCCUGGUAGACACGAAGGGACCUGCCUCCCACUCUUCCUCCUUUCCCGGACUGGGGGGAGGCAGGCCCCGCUUUGUUGAGCUUGGCUCAGGCUCAGGUGGAUGGAAAGGCCCGAGGCUGGUGAAGGCAGCUCUUCAUUCCUAUCCCUUCCCACCCCCAGGGACUGAGGCCUGGGCUGUGUGUGAGUCUGUAGGGGGAGAGGGGUGGAGCUGUGUGUUCAGAAUCACCCCAGCCCCCCCCCCCAAAAAACCUUCCCCCUCCGAGCCUCUUAGUUGUAGCUCUUGCUUUGAGCCAAAGAAUCCUUUCUUCUUCCGCCUGCUUUCUUCUGAGAGAGGAGCCUGGCCAAGGGGGCCGUGAAAGCUGCUCUGUUCUGGCCUGGCUGGGCCCUGGCUCCCUGUCCUUGGGUCCUUGCUGGGAAAGUGAGGUCUCUUCUCUCCCCUGCUCUGAAAGGCCCUUGGCAGGGGCGCGGGGAGGAAGGCCAAGGAGGAGCCAGGGCCCUGUCCUCAGCUAACACAGCCCGAGGCCUGCUCUCCUUGGGAGAUGAGAGGGGCACUUUUGCUCUCCCUGCAAGCUGCUUGUGGAGUAUCAGCCGCCCUCUCCCCCACGCGCCCCCCGGACUGGCUGUGGUUUCCCCCACUUUUGAGCCUCGAUUGGAGCCAGUGUCCCCAGGGCUGAAUGCAGCUCUGCCUGUCCCAGGGCCACCUACCUGCACAAUGCUGUGGCCCUCCGGGAUGUCCUCAGGGACACUGGCCUCGUAGCUGCUUUGCAGAAAGAUGGGGCGGUUGUCAUUCACAUCCAGCACAGUGACAAACACGGUGGCCGUUCCCGUGCGCCGCUUGCCUACGGGGCCAUUGUCUGUGAGAGGUGGCGGAGGACAGGUGUUAGGGCCGAUUUCUUAGACCUGAACACGCCGGGCCACCAACCGGACAUGCUGCUUGUUCCGCCCCAGCCACUGCAAGGGAUUCCAGAUUAGGGACAGAACUAACAAAAGCUCGUGCUCAGCUGAUGCCCGGACAGAUGCUCCUGUAACUCAGUCGUCCUCACAGCACCCCUGGGCGGCAGGUGCACGUCUCUUUCCCGGACUCUACGCCCACAUUCACAGCCGAGCUAACCAAGGCCCCCACGUGAAUGGGAUGAACCAUCGGUACCCGGAAACCUGAAUGUGUUAAUUUAUUGGGAAAAACAACCUUGGAAGACAUAAUUAAGUUAAAGAUCUUGAGGGGAAGCCAUCCUGGUUAUCUGCACACCCAAUAACUUUCCUUAGAGGAGAAGGCACUCUGAGUGAGCACGGGGAGGGGGGAGGUGCUCGUAGGUCCCAGGAGGACUUUUAGAACCCAGGAAUUCAAGAGCAGUCCGGGGCACCACAGUAAGAACCUGUCUCAAAACCCAAACAAUGGGCUGGAGAGAUGGCUUAGCGGAUAAGGCGCUGGCCUGAGACGCCUAAGGACCUAGGUUCGAUUCCCCAGGUCCCACGUAAGCCAGAUGCACAAGGAGAGACUGUGGCCCUGCUCACACCUUGAUGUUGAGUUUCCAGAACCAGGAGAGAACCCACGUCUGUUUUUAUGCGGCCAAGUUUGUGCAGAGUGGUUCUAGCAAGUUUGGGUGGUAAGAUCACAAAGCAAGCUGCUGUCAGGAGUGGGGUGGGGAAGGCGGCAAGGGGACACAGAUGAUGCCGCCUCAAGAGCAGCUGUCCUCUGCUCCAGUCACAGUGAUGAGGGGUUAUGGGGCCAGAGAUAUCGGGCUUCUGGUUUCUUCAAAGAAAUGGAUAUCUGAACCUUUGAAUAAAAGCUCCUGGUUUUUUAAAAACA
Jaculus jaculus (lesser Egyptian jerboa) is the source of this 3606-nucleotide messenger RNA. It is a transcript of the gene C18H10orf105, whose product is annotated as chromosome 18 C10orf105 homolog. Bases 104 to 511 code for a protein of 135 amino acids. Lineage: Eukaryota; Metazoa; Chordata; Mammalia; Rodentia; Dipodidae. The transcript has 2 exons. The record is from RefSeq and is a predicted model, not a curated record.